CCAUCCGGGCCAGCGCUCCGGGAUGGGCUCCGCUGCGGCCGCGGCUCGGAGCCGCCGGAGCCUCGGGAGCCGCGGCCGGCUCGGGGUGAAUUCCCCGGGAACAGGUACCGGGCUCGCCCCUCCCUGCCCGCGGGGCGGGAGCGAGGGGCAGGCUCGGGCUGUGCCCACACCCACUCGAGUCCCGGCGGGGAGAGAGGAGAGCCGGGAGCGCUCCCGGAGCCAUGGGGAACAUCGCCUGUGUCCCGCAGGCUCCCGGCGGCUUCAGGAGCUCCUUCCGAAGGAAACCCUCGCUGAAGAAGGAGCAAAAUGGCAAGAAAAAGCUGCCCAGCUUUUUUGGGAUAGACGGAGGCCAGGAGAGGGACACAACCACGGACAAAAUCCUGCAGUAUAUUCCAGCAAAGAUUAUUCAGAAGCAGGAAAACCAGAAGGAAAACUUGGACCAGAGGUUCCCCAGCCUGUUCAAGAAGGGCCGAAGGAAAACGAUUGUCAGGAAUUUGGGCAAAAUGAUUUAUUACUCCAAGGUCAAGUUUAAGUUCCAGCACUGCCAGGAGGUCAACAACUGCUUCCUGGAGCUGUUCCAGUCCUACCUGUACUUCCAGUCCACGGGUCCCAAUGGCCUCACCUACCAGGGGCUGCUGCCUCUGAAGGAGCUGGAGGUGCGGGAGCUGGGGGCUGGGCAGAGCCCCGGGCAGCAGGAGCACGCUUUCCACAUCUCAGGACCUCUGCUGAACCCCCUGGUCGUGUUCUGCUCGUCGGAGGCCGAGCUGAAGCAGUGGCUCUACCACCUGGAGAAGCAGAUCCAGCUCUGUGGAGGGGACCUGGCCUUGCCCCUGCUGUCCCAGAGCGGCUGGACGCCGAGCACCGGUGACAAGGAGGAGCUGCGCUGGUCCAUGCAGAACCUGCCCGUGCAGGAAUGGAGAGGAACCCAGCGGGAAUCCCUGGGAGAAAUCCUCUGUGUCUCCAAGGUGAAGCUCCAGCACCUGCCCUUCCAGGAGCAGCACGACCGGCUGCUGGUGCUCUACCCCUCCACGCUGGUGAUCGUGUCCGAGGAGCCCGAUGGCCUCUGUUUCAAGGGAGAGCUCCCACUCAACGCCAUCCAGGUGCUGUUCGAGGAGAACGACAAAAGCUCCUUUUUGAUCGAAGGCCGGCUGAUAAACUCCAUCCGGGUGACCUGUCCCAGCUACCAGGACUACCAGGAGUGGCUCUACUGCCUGAAAACCGCGCAGUUCCGAAACGCAGACUCCUCCCUCUCGGGCUCCGAGAGCUUCUCGGGGCCAAAGCCGCCGCAGGCCGGGCAGUUCCCCAGCAGUGGCAGAGGGUCCCUCAGCUCGGAUGGCCGGACGAACUCCUGGGCGUCGGGAGGGAGAGUGACCACGCUGACACAGCUGUCCCAGGCCAGCGGCUCCCUGCCCGACGGCCACUCCCUCCUGCUGGGCACCGAGGGCCGGCUGCUGGAGGAGCCGCUGUCCCCUGGCUACUCCCAGCCCCUCCAUAGCCUGGCACAGCCCAGCUGGCCCAGCUCAGCGCUGCCCACGCAGGAGCUGCGCAGGGGGAACAGCGGCAAGAGCGGCGGGCAGCAGCUGCCCAGCCAGGAGCCAGCCAGGAGCCUCUGCAGCCUCGUGUCCCAAAUCCCCGCGGCAGAAAUGCAGUCCCCGGUGUACCAGGAGCCCUACUCAGCACACGGCUCCCAGCUGGAGCUGGGCAGGUUGGAUAUUCCAUAUCCACACAUGUAUCCCGCUCCCCAUCUCGGUGCAGGUGGCAGCUCUGGUCCCCAGGAGCUGGCCGAUGUCCCCUGUCCCUGCCAGGACAGCCCGUCCCAGCACGACUACGCCGAGCUGCAGAGCUUCCAGAGCGACUUCAGCUACGACAACCUGUGGGAGGCUGAGGAGAGGGAGCCGUGCUCGCGCUGCUCCCCGUGUGCCCAGCACAUCUACCACGUCUAGGGCUGCUCCAGCCGGGGAAAAGCUCCGGCCUCUUCCCUCCCUGGGCUUCCCUCCGGGAUCAGGGGCCCAGGGAUGUGAUGGGAACAGCCCUGAGCUCUGCUCCCUGUGUCCUGGCACCUCCAGGGCUCCAAUUCCUGCCCCAAAUCUGGGAUUUGAGGAAGGGAAGAGCCCUGAGCUCUGCUCCCUGUGUCCUGGCAGCUCCAGGGCUCCAAUUCCUGCCCUAAAUCCGAGGGUGGGGGCAGAGCACAGCAGCCCCAGGCUCUGUGGGGCUGCAGGAGCAGGAGGGGGCUCAGGGAGAACAGCUUUGCCCCCUGAAAAUCGAGGAGCAGAAAGGGUCAGGCUCCCUCAGGUGAAAGGGACUCGGUGUCCAGAGGGAGCAGCCACUCAAAAACCAAAAAGGAGCCUGGAUUAUUUGGGUUCUUCUCCCCAGAGCCCGCAGCUGGUCCCUCUGAGGAUCCCCUGGGAGCAGCCAAAGCUUCCCCCGGUGAGCUCUGGAGGCUCAGGGCAUUCCCCACCCUGGCACACACCCUGGCAGCUCCCAGGAUUGUCCUCCUGCACCAUCAGAGGCAGCAGAGAGGGGAUGGAGGGGGAAAAACCCCGACCAGAUCCGAGCACAGUGGGAUUUCCCUUCCACUUUAUGCCAGCAAAAUCCCUUCCUGCCGGUGCCACCAAACCUGGUGCCAGUAAAAAUGCCGGGUGAUGUGUGCUCCCUGAGGUCCUCCCUGCAGAGGAAACCCCAAAUUCCCCUCAGGGGAUCCCUCCCAGCCCAUCUGGGCUCACCCCAAACGCUGCCUGUGGAAAUCCCCUGCAGGAGAAACCCCGGGAUGGGCAAAGCCCCGCAGUCACAGCAGUGCCAGGGGAGCUGGCAUGUCCCUGAUGUCCCUCUGGGCCCCUCCAGAGCCAGGACAGGACACAAACAAGGGACAGAAUCUCAGGGUUAUGGUUUUCCAGCCUCUUAGGCCAGAUCCUUCAGAAGGUCAGCAGCAAAUCCCAAUGUUUUCACCUGAGGCUCUAAAUUCUUAACCUUUGUUCCCUGCAGAGGCUGCAAAUCAAGCACAGCAACAAAACCUCUGCUUUGGUUCUUCCUCUGGUGCAACCACAACAAUUUGUACUUGAAUAUCUCUGCUUGUAUUUUCUUUUUCUUUUUUUUUUUUUUUUAGGAGGUAUCCAACAAAGUUUACAUGUAAAGUCUGAGUGGGUUCUGUGUAUUUAAAUGUAAAUGUGGCUGAGUUGAAGAGUUAUUUAAUUUUCUAGCUGUGGCUGGUGUUCAGUUCUGUAAAAGGGGCACACUCAGGGCUGUGUGGGCUCGGGUCUUGGAGCUGUUGUUGUUUUCUCUCAGGUUUGCUCUGUUUUGGGGAGAGGAUUUGUAGCUGUUAACCCCCCAAAGAUCUAUUUAUUCUGAACAAAACCAUGCUAGGGGACAUCUCAAAUGCCCUGGGAGGUCCCCAUGCCCCUGAGUGAGCACUCUGAGGGUCACCAUCAUAUUUGAAUGCACUUACAACAGCAAUGAUCAAAGGGGGAGAUCCCUUUUCUCUUGAUAUUAAAGUUCCUUGUGGAUUUCUGUGA
Messenger RNA from Cyanistes caeruleus (blue tit), 3509 nucleotides. Lineage: Eukaryota; Metazoa; Chordata; Aves; Passeriformes; Paridae. The record is from RefSeq and is a predicted model, not a curated record.